UCCGCUGCCGCUCCCCUGCUGCUCUGUCUGGGGGUGGGUGGUGCAUGGGUCGGCGAGGCGGGCCCUCAUGCUCUCGGGCCAUGGCGCGCCUGGCCGCUGUGCGCUCCCACUACUGCGCGCUGCUGCUGGCGGCGGCGCUGGCCGUCUGUGCUUUCUACUACCUCGGCUCCGGCCGGGAAACCUUCUCCAGCGCCACCAAGAGGCUGAAGGAGGCCCGCGCCGGGGCUCCCGCCGUGCCCUCGCCGCCCGCGCUGGAGCUGGCGCGGGGCUCCGUGGCGCCGGCCUUGGGCGCCAAGGCCAAGAGCCUGGAGGGCGGCGGGCCGGGGCCGGUGGACUAUCACCUGCUGAUGAUGUUCACCAAGGCGGAACACAACGCCGCGCUGCAGGCCAAGGCCCGCGUCGCGCUCCGCUCCCUGCUGCGCCUCGCGAAGUUCGAGGCGCACGAGGUGCUUAACCUGCACUUCGUGAGCGAGGAGGCCAGCCGCGAGGUGGCCAAGGCCCUGCUGCGGGAACUGUUGCCGCCAGCCGCCGGCUUCAAGUGCAAGGUUGUCUUCCACGACGUGGGUGUGCUGACGGACAAGCUCUUCCCAGUGGUGGAGGCCAUGCAGAAGCACUUCAGUGCUGGCUCGGGGACCUACUACAGCGACUCCAUCUUCUUCCUCUCGGUCGCCAUGCACCAGAUUAUGCCCAAAGAGAUCCUGCGGAUAAUUCAGCUGGAUCUGGACCUGAAGUACAAGACCAACAUCCGGGAAUUGUUCGAGGAGUUUGACAACUUCCUGCCAGGCGCCGUCAUCGGCAUAGCAAGAGAGAUGCAGCCGGUGUACAGGCACACAUUCUGGCAGUUCCGCCAUGAGAACCCCAAGACACGGGUUGGGGGCCCCCCGCCCGAGGGGCUCCCUGGCUUCAACAGCGGAGUGAUGCUGCUGAACCUGGAGGCCAUGCGCCAGUCCCCCCUCUACAGCCGCCUGCUGGAGCCCGCACAGGUACAGCAGCUGGCCGACAAGUACCACUUCCGUGGCCACCUCGGGGACCAGGACUUCUUCACCAUGAUCGGCAUGGAGCACCCCGAGCUCUUCCACGUGCUGGACUGCACCUGGAACCGGCAGCUUUGCACCUGGUGGAGGGACCACGGCUACAGCGACGUCUUCGAGGCUUACUUCCGGUGUGAGGGCCACGUCAAGAUCUACCAUGGGAACUGCAACACCCCCAUCCCGGAUGUCUAGGUCCAGCCCCAUCUGCCGUGCCCUCAGGUCUCUGGGUCUGGGGGAGGCCAGAGGGGUGCCCCUGUUAAUCGGCCCCCGGCUGGUGUCUGAAUCCCUGUGGGGAUGUGCUCUGGGGCGAGGAGCUGUAGCUGUCCCACCUGGUGGGUCCUUCUCCUGAGGCCACCCAGUGAGGAUGGGCCUGCGAGUUGCUGGUGCUUGGGGCCCUUUCGCUCCGAGGGGCCAGGUAUUGUGGAGGGCAAACACGAAGACAUCCUCCAGUGGGCUCGGAAGCAAGCAUGUAAAGGGAAGAAAGAAAGGACAAUGGCGCUCCGUGCCCUCGGCCCCCAAAGAAUGGAAAUCCUUUUGGGCACUGGCCUUUCUUAGACCAAAUAUAAAUUUACUUUAAACUGACAAGCUUCCCUCUUGCAAGAAAGAACAAACUGUCUUGCUAGGGCUCCUAGGGAGCCAAACAAGAGAGGGGUGUUCUCGCAGCCGGCCUGGAGCUGAAGCAUCAGUGAGUGCCCAGCUUCCAUACACACGCACCCUAAGAGGCUGCGUGCUUAUGCCCGCCAUGCCCCCCUUGCCCAGUUGUGGGGGGUGAAGCUCCCCGCCGGCUCGGGGAGGGCCUGCAGGGCCAGCGGCGGCCCACCUGAGAAACCCGGCCUCAUCGCUGGAGCUUCCCCAGCUUCUCGCUCCCAGCCGCGUCCCAGAGCCUCCUUAUCCCUCCUUUUUCCCAGCUGGCUUCAGGUGACCAGACUAUGCUUGGAAAUCAGAUCCACCAUCAAAGAGCAGAGCUCGGCCACGGCCAGGGACAGGCGACAGAGUCGUCUGCAUGGGGAAGACACCUUCCAAAGAGGAGCCCAACAGUUUCUGCGGAUAACCGUGUGGCUGGGAAGGGGUGUCCCUCGUAGACGGAUAAGCGUUCAGUCUCUGUUGAAAAACUCAUCCUGUGAUUUUCUCAUCGCAUCAUAUUAGAUCCUGUACCUUCGAAGAAAUUAGGUUCUUCUCUGAAUGCAUUCCCUUGCUAGAUGCAGACACGAAGCCCCUGGCUGUCCAUGUUGUCUAGUUGGGGGAGGUCCUCAGGGAGGAACUGUUGUUGGAUUUUCAUCUCCUCUGAUCUCAAUUUCAUCCACUUUUUUAUUUCUCUUUACCAUGAGUGAGAAUAGCUAAUAAACCGUCUUUGAGAACACGAUGAUUACAUUGUUUCUUCUCCGACCCCAGUUUACUGCUACCUGAAGGUUGAGUCAAGAGUGCAGUCAGGGUCAUUCAGGGCUGCCCCUGCCGUCCACAUGACGGAGCUUAGUGGGCCCCCCAGCCUCUGUGGGGGCUGUGGCUGAGACGGGCACAGGGAGGGCAGCAGAGCCACACUGGGGUCACUGGAGAAUCAUCUGGAAGCAAGAAUGGCCCCGUCCCUUCUCACCUGCCUUACCCAGACUGUCUGGUUACAUCAUUCCCCAGCCAAAUGGAGCACAUCUCUCGCCUGACUCGGCCUGGAAGGAACUGGUCUGUUCUCCUAGGAACUUGAUUUCCUAUUUACAGCUACUAGUAGCUGAAAGCCUGCUGUGCGCCGAGCAUUGUUUUGGGGGAUUUAUAUACUAUUGAUAAUGCUCGCAAAAACCUCAUGAAGGUGAUUCCAAUUCUCAAGUUUAUUGUAAGAAAAUAACAAGAGAUGUAGACAGAGAGUCGUUAUCACACCAGUUUUUUAAAAAUAGAAAACAGCUAGGAGUAACUUAAAAUGUUGACUAAGGGAGUGGAUAAAUUAUGUUACAUCCAUAAGAUAAAAUAGUUGAGGCGUUAAAAUCAUAUUUUUCAAGAAUACUUAAUGCCUUGGGAAAUGCUUACAAUGUGCUGUUAAGUAAAGAAGGCAAAUAUAAGAUUAUAUGUACAGUAUGAUCCUCACUUUAUUUUUAAAAUUAUAUAUGUAUAUAUGUGUAUAUGUAUAAAGAGAGCCUGUUCUGCUCUGUUUAAUUAGUUCAAAUCCUAAAAUACCAUGUGUUUCAAACACCACAUUAGAAACAAUUAUUGCAAUGGGGAAAAAAUGGGGGUAAAAUGCUGGAGAAUUUUAGACUCGAUAACUAAGAUAUUUUCCCCAUGUUAAUUUCAGUAAUUCAAGGGUUUCUGGAGCUAUGAGAGUCCUUUGUUAUUGCAAAGAAAAAACAAUGAACUCAUUGAUCAAAAUGGGCACAAGCCAAACCAAAUCUCCCCCUCUACUUUUGAGAUCACCUACUCAGGAGCUGCCCCCUCCUCUGUCGCUGGUGGAUUUGGUGAAGAGCAAAGUAACACUCAGCAGGAAGUCCAGCCGGCCCAGCAAAGCCAGUGGAUGCGACUUCUGGAUGGCUCUUAGACAGCUGGUUCCUCACUGGAAUCCUGUUGUAACUGAUGAGGUUCAAACAUGACUCAAUGUGCUGUUCUGCCUUUGCCUGAUGAAAACUUCCACUGCAGUGCCUAAGCCUAGAGGAGUGAGUGGAACAGAAGCCUGGAAAGAACAUUUCUGGGUUUGAGGAAGGAUCAAGGUGCUUUCUAUCUUCAUCUAUAUUUACUUCUAUAUUUCUGAAUGUGAAUUACUUUUGUAAUAAACAAUAAAUGCUUUAAAAUUGUA
Molecule: messenger RNA, 3801 nt
Organism: Lontra canadensis (Northern American river otter)
Lineage: Eukaryota; Metazoa; Chordata; Mammalia; Carnivora; Mustelidae
Gene: XXYLT1
Product: xyloside xylosyltransferase 1
Exons: 4
Coding region: 45-1223 (392 amino acids)
Molecular function (GO): UDP-xylosyltransferase activity
Source: RefSeq, a predicted model, not a curated record